This is a messenger RNA of Trichomycterus rosablanca, 845 nucleotides long. RefSeq names its product Spi-C transcription factor (Spi-1/PU.1 related) (gene spic). The transcript is spliced from 4 exons. Gene Ontology annotation, cellular component: nucleus. Gene Ontology annotation, biological process: regulation of transcription by RNA polymerase II; cell differentiation. NCBI's taxonomy places the organism in Eukaryota, Metazoa, Chordata, Actinopteri, Siluriformes, Trichomycteridae. The record is from RefSeq and is a predicted model, not a curated record. Gene Ontology annotation, molecular function: sequence-specific DNA binding; DNA-binding transcription factor activity, RNA polymerase II-specific.
AUGUAGGUAUCUCUAGAUAAUGACAUCAAUCAAGAUUUUCAAGAUGCCAUUGAUGUGAUGCAGCGACACUCAGACAUUUUCUAUUGUGACACAGACAGCAAACACUACGAGUCUCUCAGGAGUCAGGAGUCUUCACUGCAGCAUCCUGCGUCUUGUUACCACUACACCCCUAACUGUUGGGUAUCACCAGCCCCAAGUGACUGGAGUGAAUUAUCACAGUGGUCUCCUCUUGUGCCAGAGGGAAAUCCAUGGGCAAUGACUGAGCCCACAACACUUUAUCCUAUUUUACCAGAACGCCUCAGAAAAGGUCGUAAGAAGUUGCGUCUGUACGAAUACCUGCAUGAAGCCCUGCAUGAUGCCAGUAUGGGUGACUCCAUUCAGUGGACAGACCGUGGCAGUGGAACCUUCCAUUUCAUUUCCAAAAACAAAGAGAAGCUGGCUGAAUGCUGGGGCCAGCGCAAAGGUAACCGCAAGGCCAUGACCUAUCAAAAAAUGGCACGGGCACUUCGUAACUACAGUCGCACAGGAGAGAUCGUCAAAGUGCGUCGCAAGCUCACCUACCAGUUUAACCCCAUUAUCCUGCAAAGACUAGAGACCAUGACAGCACCCACAUCUGGGCAUCCAUCCCAAGAGCUUGUUCCUCAUCACACCUCACACAUCCCGGCUGAACAGGGCUAUUACUGCACAGCAGGAGCUGACUGGCACAGAUGGUAUGGGCAGCACCCUUUUCAGACAGAUUAUGACAUAACUGCUGUACUAACAUCCUCAGACAAUCUGAAAGCACAUGUUCUUUCUCAGUAAAAGGACUGUAUGUAAAUCACUUUUCUAUUUUUAUGUGCAUGUUA